AUGCCUAGAUUCGCAUUUGGGAAGCGAAGAUCAACCGCAGAAGGCGACAAUGAGGUCCCACCUCCCUCCUUUCGCGUACUAGACCGUUCAGAGGUGGCCGAAGGGAACGGCAAGUCUUUUGACGGCGGUGUGAGGCUCUCGGCCAAGACGCACGUCCUGCCCAGGACGACGGUUUCGGACAUUUCGUAUGAGGACAAUAUCUUUGCCGAUUUGAAGCCCAAUACAAACCGGGGAGAUAAAGCAACGUGUGGAUAUCGGGCUGACUCGUCCGCUAGCGGCAGUGGAUCGACCAACACCACAAAGACCAACUCGACCGACAACUCCUCCCGUCACAGCAAUGCUUCGACCACUCCCUCUUCAGCAGAUCUGAGCGGGCAGGAGGACUGGAGACUGGCCAACAACAAAAAGUCCCUCACAGAGAACCUCAUCCAGUCGACACCCAAACCGACGUCGUUUCUGAAAUCAGGCCGGUCGUGGUCAUUUGGCGGCUCCAAAAAACACCUGCCUCCUUUGCCUGCUGAGGAGGCGCAGGUUCCGGACACCCCUCCGGUGCCUGAGCAAUACAAGACGACGGGCAGAGCGAGGGCAACGACAUCAUCCACCGACGCCACUAUCACGCCGCAGCUGAACCAGGACAUUGGGCUUGACCUUGGCGGUAGUUUCAGCAAGAUGUUUUCGGGGUUCGACAAGCGAGCCAGCACCAUGACAUUGCGCGACGAAAACGGGCGACAAGUCUUACAGCCCUCCGCUAUGACAGGGGGGCGAGUUAAUGCCCCUUCGCCUAUUCAGGUCGACAGAUCUUCCAAGAUCGAAGCGCCGCAGCAUUCGUGGGCCAGUCAUCGAUCCAACGACAACCUGCUGUCUGCAAACGAGAAUGCACCGCCCCCGGUGCCGAAACAUGGUGAGACCAUGCCGAGCCGUCCCGAGCAGUUGACUCAGUCAUCAUCAGACAAUCUUCUCAAGAGGACGAGUGCCAUCUUCAGCGGACGAAGAAAGCCCACUUCGCCAGAGACCAGCGAGAGCGACGAUCUGGACAGCUCCCUCUUGGCAGUCAACCGGUUCAUGUCCGACGGCAACAGCCGGAGCCCGACGCCGAUCGAGGCGAUCGUUGUACCCCCGAAAUCACCGGCGGCUAAAUUCGACCUGGUUGAUGAGGACGACAAUCUGUUCGAUAACGUCCCCCUCACCACCUCGAGGCUCAACACGCCGCGUCAGCCACCGCGGAAGCCGGAGGCUGAGGCACCAUCUACACAGACCAAGGUCAUGACUCCAUCCGAGUUUGAGAGGUACCGCAAGGACAAAGAGGUGGAAUCCCGACGAGUAGAGUUUGAAAAAGCUCGUGAGAACAUCCCAGCUGAUGACGAUGACGAGGAUCACUACGAGGACGAAGAGGAUGAGAUCGAGAAGUCGCGGCAGGUGGCGAAACAACGGAGGAAGCAGGAGGCGCACAUGUCUGUCUACCGACAGCAGAUGAUGAAAGUCACGGGCGAGUCGGCGGAUGCGGCCCCCUCGCGCCCCAGCAUGUCCAUAUCCUUCAGCACGCCCAACCUCACCGUUCCCGAGUUCUCCUCGAGAAACCCGUCCGAUGCUUCCGAGGAGGAUGAGGAGGUACCCUUGGCGAUUUUGGCAGCCCACGGAUUCCCGAACAAGAACAGGCCCCCGGCCCGGCUCAGCACCAUGAUGUCGAACCCCAAUCUGCGACAAGCUUCUCAGCCCAGCUACCAGAGGCCUGGGUCCGCAGCGGGUCAUGGCGCGCCGGGUGGUGCGCCACUGCCGCCUUUCGCUCGGGGCUUGCCUCAGGAUCCAUACGGUCUGGUCAACCCUACAGUUCGCGAGAGCUUCGCUCUUGGAGGUGGCGUGCCUGCCGGACAGAAUCCGUCUGUGCCACCUGGCGGGCUCGUAGGUGUGAUUGCCAGUGAGGAGCGGGCACGGUCUAUGCGGCGCGGAAGCCCUCAGGUCCCUCCGAUGGAGGGUUACCACGGCUCGCCAGCAAUGGGUCCAGGUGGAUUUGACCCUGUCCAGGGCAUUCCUCCUCAGAUGAUGUACCCGGGGACGAUGCCGAUGAUGAUGACGCCUGGAGAGCAGGCCCAGGUGCAGCUGAGCCAGCAGAUGUCACAAUUCAUGCAGAUGCAGAUGCAGUUCAUGCAGAUGAUGGCCAGCAACAACUCGUCGGCUAUGGAGCCGCCCCGGUCCGCGGGCCACGUGAACAGUCAGUCGCUCAACCAAGUUCCGACGAUGAGCGGAGGGGGGCUGACUGGAUUAGGCAUGGGGAUGGACAUGAACCCCGGAGUUCGUGGGUCUUACUUGGAAACGCCGAUGUUGGACGCAGGGAGGCCGGACAUGCAUGGGCGUACUAUGAGCAUGGUCCAGCCCAGCUCUGCAUCAUGGCUUCAGCCCGUCCCUACGCCAGGGGCAGGCUAUGCAGGCUCAAUCCGAGGUCAAGGAUACGCCCCAUCUAUUGCUCCUUCGGAGCGCAGCAACAUUGGGCUCCCUGGCCGUUACCGGCCAGUGUCACACAUGCCGGCCGCCUCCACGACGACGCCCGACCUGAACCGCAAGUCUUAUAUGUCUGGGGCGAUGAAUUCUCUGGGCGAGAACAAGAUGCCAAACACAGAUGACAAGAGGUCCAGCAAGAGGUCACUCAAGAAGGAAGAGGCGGAUGAUGACGACGAUGAAGGCUGGGCGGCCAUGCAGGCCAAGAGGGAUCAGAAGAAGUCCACAUGGAGGUUGAGAAAGACACUGGCUCCUGGCGACCUCGACAUUGGCUCGCUCAUCACGUGA
Molecule: messenger RNA, 2781 nt
Organism: Cryphonectria parasitica EP155
Lineage: Eukaryota; Fungi; Ascomycota; Sordariomycetes; Diaporthales; Cryphonectriaceae
Exons: 3
Coding region: 1-2781 (926 amino acids)
Source: RefSeq, a predicted model, not a curated record